Styela clava is the source of this 6409-nucleotide messenger RNA. Lineage: Eukaryota; Metazoa; Chordata; Ascidiacea; Stolidobranchia; Styelidae. The record is from RefSeq and is a predicted model, not a curated record.
UACUGUAAGUGCAGUAGAAAACAAAUUAAUGCUUAUUCAUGGUUUACAUUUAUCAUGACUUGGAGAUACAGGGACGCAACACAUGAGCGAAUUUAUUGGGAAUAACAAUUCAAGAUAAUAAGAAAGAAUGGCGUUACCUGAAGGAAUGUAUAGGUUUGUUCCUGGCGAAGAAGAAUUGCAGAAAUUCAUAAGUUCUGCUGCGAAUCAAAGCGUACGACCGUACAACACGAAUGAAGAAUAUCUUUAUGCUAUGAAAGAGGAUUUGGCCGAAUGGUUUAAGGAACUUUACCAAGUCAACAUUUAUGUCGAUAACUUCAUUGAAUUUUUACAAGAUGGAAAUCUGCUUUGUGAACAUGCAAACAGUGUCAAUGAAAAAGCCAAUGAAUUUCGAGUCCUGCAUCGUGGGGAUCCCAUACUUGACCGAAUAAUCUUACCAUCCAAAACUGUGCACUAUAAUCCGGGUCGUCAUGCAAGUACCUUCUUUGCCCGAGACAACGUUGCCAACUUCAUUGGUUGGUGUCGUAAGGAACUUAGAAUCGCUGAAGCCGUUAUGUUUGAGUCUAAUGAUUUGAUCUUGAGGAAAAACGAAAAGAAUUUCAUAUUGUGUUUACUUGAGGUUGCACGACGGGGGUCAAAGUUCGGCGUACCGGCUCCGGUUUUGAUUCAAAUGGAAGAGGAAAUUGAUGAGGAGAUUGAGCAAGAUUUGAGGGAUGAACAGAGUGAGGAGGAGUGUGAGGAACAGGAGGAGGAAAUAAUACGGGAACCCCCUAAACAGAAAGUAGCUUGUGAUUUCAAGAGCUUGGAUGAAAUGGAAUAUCAUCUAUGGUGCUUUAACAAUAUUUUUCAAAAUGUGUAUUUUUCUGCUUCCUAUCAGAAUGAGGUUCAAUAUAUCCUUGGCAUGUGCACAUGUCCGACUCAGUUUCCAAUGGUAAAAGUCAGUGAAGGAAAAUAUAAAGUUGGAGAUUCGAAAACACUAAUAUUCAUGAGGAUCUUACGCAACCAUGUCAUGGUUCGAGUUGGGGGAGGAUGGGAUACAUUGGAACAUUACCUGGACAAACAUGACCCAUGCAGAUGCAACCGACAUAGGGUCGAACAAAAAAUUGCGACAAGGUCAAGCCUCAACGCAAAGCAAGCAGCAGAGAUCAUGAACAAAGCAGGAACUGGUGGUGGUGGGAGCAGUGGUGGUUUGAGUCAACCUAGAAAUUCAGAGUUAAGAAAAAGCAGGGAUGACUGGAGCAAUAACAACAUCAAAAGCCAGAGCUUGCCCGGUUUCAACAACACCAUGUCCACUGUGUCACCUGGUCGAGGAUCAAAGGUCAGGGAUGAAAGUUCAACGCCACGAGAAAGCAGGAAAUCAAAAAGCACAAAUAGAACCUCAGAAGCAAUGAAUCAGAACAGUAACCAUAGAAACGACAUCAUGGAUUACUUUGAUGUUGAUGCAUCAUACAUUGACCCAAGGCAUGCACCCCAGAACAGGGCUCGGAGCAGGUCACCAGCCCCAGAUAGAGGGUCAAAAUCUCUCUCACGGUACAGUACAGACAAUAAACGACAAAGCAAUAACCCAGAAAUCAAAAUCACAAAAUCCAGCAGUUCUGAUUUAAAUAAUACCUAUCCUGGAUCAAGAGACUCAAAAAGUGGAAAUUUACGAACUUCAAAAAAUAAUUUAUCAUUACCCGGGGGGAAUAAAUCACCCCCGAGAAGUCCGACUGAGCGAAGAAGCAAAACCCCAACUCCUGGGAACCUGCGUUCCUCUUCAACGAGUGCCUUGUCACAUGAGUACUCCCCACCGCGUCGCUCCGUGACCCCUACCCCCACGUCGACCUCAGAGCGGCGAGCGGCUCUUAGUGUAUCUCGAUCAAAAAGCCCAGAUCCAGACAGAAUGCUACGUACUAGUACAAUAGAGGAGAAAAGAAAAUCAACCACUAGAGGGACCAAAGGGCCACCGUCUUCGUACAGAAACUCCGAAACGCUACCUCGAAACUACAAAACGACUGAGAAACACCCAAAACUGGAAACAACAAACUCUCGUCCGUUAACGCCGAGAUCAACAAACACUGAUAGGAGAUCAGCUUCAACAGACAGAAGAUAUAACUCAUUACCGCGACCUUCCUCUGCAAUGGCUAUACAUAGAGAUGAUGAAGUUGAUUCUGGUAGAAAAUCAGCAACCUUGUCAGCUACCAGGGGAAGCGCACAUCACAAAAGUAUGCAGGAUGUACGCGAUUCGAGACCAGCACGUCCAAAAUCAGCUCUUGGAAUCUAUUCCUCAACAAGCAAUCUUUCCACUGUGCCAUCCAGUACUAACAAUGCAAAGAAUCAAGGAAGAAAAACUGUGGCUUCAACCACUGCAAAUAAUUCUAUGCAAACAUUAAACACUAAGAAUCGUUCCCAGUCUAUGGACAACCUGCCCAAGCAGUUAUCAACUCCUAGUCCAAGUGUUACUCAGAGGAAUAUGUUCUUUGAAAGGUUAAGUCGACCAAAAACGGCUCCCAAGAACAAGACAAGAAGCAACAUAGUAGAUGAAAACGUCCUAUUGGUUGAAAGAAAGGGAGAAGGAAGUCAUGUUGUGCAGAGGAACACAGUUCAAAGGCCAGAUUCACCAAGAGUGGAACCACAUCAUUCCAAUCACGAUCAUGCAAAGUUGAUUCGUGAAAGCAGCACCAGUAGCGAUACCAGCUCUCAGAGCGCUCAUCAGCAACAACCAAUCACUCCAUCAGAUCUACGAUUACGAAUCAAUCGCAACGAGCCUGAGAAAAGGUCAUAUAAAGUUCAAGGGUCAUCUGUGGGGUCAACACCUUCACCGUCGAGAGAUUCCGCUCUAGCAAGUAGUUUGAGGUUGAGUGUCAGUAUGACUGGUUCACCUGAAUCCCCGUCAUCCCGAGUAUCGUACUCUUGGACACCCGAUAGUGGUGGAGAUGAGCUCGAUUCGCCAUCUAGUGGUCAUCCUGCACAUACUCCCAAAAUAAUUGAUCGACGGAAACCUAACGAUUCACAUCUAAAAGCUCCACCGAAACGCAAAGUAUCUAAAGAAGAAGUAAUACAUGUCGUUCGGAAUCCUGAAGGUCACCACCAGUGGGAGCACACUGAUGCAAGUAUUGAACAAAGUCAGGAAUACAUUGAAAUGAGUCCUUACAAAGAUCAACUUUCUCCGAGAUCAAGUCGCAGUGAGAAACCGCUAAGGUCAUCCUUAAGGAAAGGGUCUUCCUCAUCUGAGUCAUCAGCUAUCAGUCCAGGGAAUAGAAACCCUCCACCUUCUAACAGCCGUGUCAGUAAAGCGCAAAUAACGAUUGGAAAACCAGCUCGAACAUCUACGCCGGUAAAUAACCGGAUCAGCACAGCGAGAGAGUUGCAGGUCGCGAGUCAUAAUUACAGACCGAAGAAUGAGGUUGGCUCGACUUCAUCCAGUUCUAUGGGAUCUACAAGAUCGUCCAUAGAUGGAAAUCGUAGGAAAGGAAACAGUUUGACAGAUGAAGUUCGAGCGAUGUUAUUCACAGAAGAUGGGAAGCCUCGACCUUCAAAAUAUAACACCAAACGUCCAACUACACCGCACACUUCAACAACACCCCGAUCAGCAUUGAAACAAAGACCUGUGACCCCAAGAAGUGAGACACUUCCUCGACCAAGCAGAGCACAAGCUCGACCUACGACCCCUGUGGCUCAAACUCGAACCUCAACGCUAAGAAUGAGACCAAAAACACCGGAGAAUAGACGAGGGGUUCUAACAAGACAGGAGAAAUUAAAGUCUUGGGAUGGACCCAGCCCUAAGAAAGAGCCAGAGGUUUCCCAACAAAUUCAACCAAAAGACAAGGAAUCCAGAAUGCUUCAAGAAAUGGAAAGAGAAUUCGCUGAAAACCAGAAGAAAUUGGCAGCGGCAGGGUCAGUAGAGUCAGAAGAUAGAAUCUCUGGGAAUGAGAGUUUUGAUCAUAUGAAGAGUCCUGUAGUGGAAUACGACUACAAUGGUCGUCGAAUCCAGAAGAAACAAUCUCGGAGCAAAUCACCAGCUAAUCUCAGACAUAAAUCAGCUGCUAGAAUGGAUUCUGUGGACUCAGAAGCAACGAAUAGAUCAUUUGAGACGGCAGACUCGUUAGCAGAUUCAGAAGAUUUUGAAGUUGCCAUGGCGAUGAGCGGUGGAGCGAAGCGUAAUGCACCAUCUACAAUCAGAAGUCGAAGUGUUGAUGAUUUCCUAGAUGACAGAGGACCCAGGCCAAGGAAGGAUAGACACGAAAGUCGGAAAUCGCGCAUCCCCACCCCUGUUCAUUUUAACUCCGGUCGAAAAUCAGUGACAGGAGUUCCGUACCACGAUUCUGAAGCUUCAAAGUCCGCCAUGAGAAGCAACAUAGAGGGAGUAGGGAGUCAUGAGAUUGAACGAAACCAUCAGAAGAAGGGUCAAAGGUCACAGGAAGGCAAUGCAAGAGAUAGAGGAUGGCAGAAUGCUGAUAUGGACAGGUAUAGGAACCAACCACAACGAGAAUUCCACCCUCAGAAGGAGAACAUCCAACCCCCUAUUCCAUCUCACAUCAGGUCUGUUGAGGAAUACAAUUUAGACGGCCAAGAAUGCUUCACAUUCGGUCGCCAUGGCAACACAAAAACAAAACCUCCUCGGAAAAACGCAGACCAUUUGCGCAACGAUCAAAAUAACCUUAAAACCCGCAAUGCAGAAUUUUCCGAUAUAAAGGCGCAGUACUUUCGCCAGGAUGACUCUCAUCGUCCCAUGGAAAAUCGAUUCGCAGAGAAGGAUCGCGACUAUAAUCACAAUUCAAAUAAUAACAAUAACUCAGACAUGAUUGGUCAAUCAUUGGACCAAUCACAAGAGCCCAUACCACCACCAAGGAAAAAAGGAGGGUAUCACCGUAGCAACCUGCAUUCCUCACCUGCUGAUUUGCUGAAACCGAAUUCAGUGUCAUCCAAUCAAAUUCAUUCCCGCCCAAAUGCCUCAACUAAUCAAAUUGAAAGUUACCAAUAUGAGAGAAAUGAACCUAAAAAUGAGAGACAUUACUCCGAGCCAAAAUAUUCAUCCACUAGAGGUCAGCAGCAGUAUUUACUGACCCAACAGAGCGCGCAAGACCAGUAUCGGAUAAAUCCUUCAUCGAAUAAAGGUCAACAUCAGUAUUCAAUGGGCCAACACUCACAAGAUCAUUAUGGGCAAAAAUCACCAUCCGCUAGAGGUCACCAGCAAGUUAUUCCUUCCCAACACCCCCAAGAUCGGAAUGAUUCAGGAAUCGAGAUUGGUACGGAUCCCGAGUCCCCAGGUUCGAGCUCGGCAAUGUCUAUGAGGUCGGCAAUAAAUGGAGACAACAGUCUUGGGGCGAAAUCUGGCACUUCUGGUGGCUCUGUCUUUUCUCCCGACUAUUCAUCACACCAAAUACAACCAAAUACUAAAUGGGACCAAAGUAACCAAUCUGCAUACCAACUUGGACGCGCCCAAACCACUGUACCAAACCAUGGCGUUAUGGAAACAACCAGCGGAAAAUAUUACUACGUUUCUCCAACUAGUCGUAACAACCCGAGACUUCAUACUGGUUACGAUAUACCAAACCAAAACCAACCGUACCAACCAAGUUCUGGUUACUAUAGUUCACCAAGCAAAACUCCAAACCAGCUUACCAAAUCCCCAUCACCAAGCAAUUACCAAUCAAACCAAUCAGCAAAACCAUACUACCAACCAGAAAAACAAUAUUCACCACAGAAAACCAAUUACGACCAAUCCCAUGGUGACCAUUCACAUAGUGUAACCAAUACGUACCAAUCACCUGGUUACCAUUCCACAUCUGGUCCUUAUUCAACAACCAUAGGCAACCAGAAAGCAACUCCUGAGCACCCUCAAGUGUCCCAAACACGAGUUUCAAAACGUCCAAAUUUUAACGACUUUUUCAACGACAACCAAAAGUUGAAGAAUUCGCUGAGUAGUCUCAGCCAGUUGUACAGUGAAAAUGACUCUAAGCCUUCAUACGGGAGCGCAUUCCAGUUAGAAGAUGAUCCCCUAAUUGAUGGACGGCAACAUGGGUCGCAUAGGUCAUAUGAAAAUGCAUUCACACUAUCUCCAACAGCAUCGUUAGAUCACAAAAAAGUCGCUGGUGCGCGAAUUCCGCAAUAUAGUAAUCCUCCAGAUUACGGGCAUGAAAAAAUAAGAGGGGCACCACCUUCACCAAAUCGAAGGGAUGGUAAUAACAAUCUUGGGCAAUCUACCAUUAGUGGUGGUCAGUAUUCAUCAACUGACACGCCCCCUGCUCCACCCCCUCGUCAAAAAUCCCAUAAAGCUCUUGAGAAAACAAAACUUAGCAAUCUUGGCCCAAAAUAUUACUCCCAUAUUUCAAAUGAUGACUAUACCCAAGGCAGUGGGGAUAAUUUCAGAUUCGCUAACGGAAUUGACUUGCAAAAAGCAAAUGAAGACCAGGAGGCAAUGUAUGUGUAG